UAUACAAUACCAAUAAAAUUUCAAGUCAGACGCCACUUGCGAUCCAAAAGAAAAAAAAAAGACAAAAAUGAAGACUUCCACACUGUUAACGAUUUUUCUUCUUGGGUGUAUAUACCAACAAGUACAUUCUAUUAAUUCAGGUGGUAAAUCCGCAAGAAUAGUUGGAGGAACUGACGCAUAUUCUGCUCAAUUUCCUUAUUCAGUCGCCGUUUACACACAAGGAAGCUCUGGCUCUUUCUUCUGCGGAGGCACCCUUAUUAGCAACGAAUGGAUAGUAACAGCAGGGCAUUGUGCCGACGGGGCUCUUCAGUUCACAAUUCGUUUGGGUUCCAAUACUCUUUCUGGUACUGAUCCAAAUCGAGUAACAGUAGCCACUACUCAAUAUUUUGUACAUCCUGAGUACAACCCAAUGACUCUUGAACACAACAUUGCCUUGAUCAAGCUUCGUAUGCCUGUAGAGCUAACAAGUUACAUACAACCUAUAGCACUACCAACUAAUGAUAUUCCUAUUUAUGCUCAUUUGACAGCAGUCGGAUGGGGUCAAAUCAAUGACGCCACACCAGAGCUUUCAGAUCAUCUCCAAUACGUAAGCUUAAUAACUAUCAGCAAUAUAGAAUGUGCCAAUGUCUACGGUUACCAAGUCAGCGAUGAUAUGGUUUGUGCUGCUGGUAACUACAACGAAGGAACGUGUCUUGGAGAUACUGGAAGUCCUCUGAUUGAACAUAUUUACAAUCCACAAAGUGUUCGGUUCGCCGGAGUUGCAAGCUUUAUAAGUGGUGAUGGUUGCGAUGAACCUCAUCCUUCUGGAUACACAAGAGUGUAUUUGUACUUAGAUUGGAUCGCUAAUAUUACUAGUGGUGUAUUUUGAACUUGAAAUCCAAGUCAAAUACAAAUAAAAACAUUUUUGUCCA
Messenger RNA from Zophobas morio, 911 nucleotides. Its product is annotated as brachyurin-like. Gene Ontology annotation, biological process: proteolysis. The record is from RefSeq and is a predicted model, not a curated record. Gene Ontology annotation, molecular function: serine-type endopeptidase activity. The coding region runs from base 68 to 868 and encodes 266 amino acids. Lineage: Eukaryota; Metazoa; Arthropoda; Insecta; Coleoptera; Tenebrionidae. The transcript has 7 exons.